AUGGAGGCGCUGAUCCCCGUCAUUAACAAGCUGCAGGAUGUGUUUAACACGGUGGGGGCUGACAUCAUCCAGCUGCCGCAGAUCGUGGUGGUGGGCACACAGAGCAGUGGAAAGAGUUCUGUGUUGGAAAGUCUUGUGGGGAGGGAUCUGCUCCCACGAGGUACUGGAGUUGUCACCCGGAGACCCCUUAUUCUGCAGCUGGUGCAUGUUUCCCCAGAGGAUGGUCGGAAAACAGCUGGAGAUGAAAAUGACCCUGCUACAUGGAAAAAUGCAAGACACCUUUCUAAAGAGAUAGAUGCUGAAGAGUGGGGUAAAUUUCUUCACACCAAAAAUAAGAUCUAUACAGAUUUUGAUGAAAUUCGUCAGGAAAUAGAAAAUGAAACAGAGAGGAUUUCAGGAAAUAACAAGGGGAUCAGUCCUGAACCUAUUCAUCUUAAGAUUUUUUCAUCUAAUGUUGUAAAUCUGACUCUUGUGGAUUUACCUGGAAUGACGAAGGUGCCUGUUGGUGAUCAGCCUAAGGACAUUGAACUUCAGAUAAGAGAGCUAAUCCUUCAAUUCAUCAGUAACCCAAAUUCAAUUAUUCUGGCGGUCACAGCUGCUAACACAGACAUGGCCACUUCAGAAGCACUUAAAAUUGCACGGGAGGUGGAUCCAGAUGGUCGAAGAACCCUUGCUGUUAUCACAAAGUUGGAUCUCAUGGAUGCUGGCACUGAUGCUAUGGAUGUACUCUUGGGAAGAGUGAUUCCGGUCAAACUUGGCAUCAUUGGAGUUGUGAACAGGAGUCAGUUGGAUAUUAACAAUAAGAAGAGUGUAGCUGAUUCCAUUCGUGAUGAGUAUGGUUUUCUUCAAAAGAAGUAUCCUUCCCUAGCCAAUCGGAAUGGAACCAAGUAUCUUGCUAGAACACUGAACAGACUACUGAUGCAUCAUAUCAGGGAUUGCUUGCCAGAACUGAAAACCAGAAUCAAUGUUUUAGCUGCUCAGUACCAGUCUUUACUAAACAGCUAUGGAGAACCUGUUGAGGACAAAAGUGCCACCUUAUUGCAGCUUAUUACCAAAUUUGCCACAGAAUAUUGUAACACUAUUGAAGGAACAGCAAAAUACAUAGAGACUUCAGAGCUGUGUGGUGGAGCCAGAAUCUGCUACAUUUUUCAUGAGACCUUUGGAAGAACUUUAGAAUCUGUUGACCCACUGGGUGGCCUUAACACUAUUGAUAUUCUGACUGCCAUUAGAAAUGCUACUGGUCCUCGUCCUGCCUUGUUUGUUCCUGAAGUUUCAUUUGAAUUACUGGUGAAAAGGCAAAUCAAACGUUUAGAAGAACCUAGCUUGCGCUGUGUGGAGCUGGUUCAUGAAGAAAUGCAGAGGAUUAUCCAGCAUUGUAGUAAUUACAGUACCCAGGAAUUAUUGAGAUUUCCUAAAUUGCACGAUGCCAUAGUUGAAGUAGUAACCUGUCUUCUGCGUAGAAGACUUCCUGUCACAAAUGAAAUGGUUCAUAAUCUAGUGGCCAUUGAGUUAGCUUAUAUCAAUACCAAACAUCCAGACUUCGCUGAUGCCUGUGGUUUAAUGAAUAACAACAUAGAGGAACAAAGGCGUAACAGAUUAGCCCGAGAAUUGUCUUCUGCUGUGCCACGAGACAAGUCUACAAAAGCUCCAGGUGCAUUGCCACCUGCUUCCCAGGAGACUGUUACUGCUCCUUCUGCUGAGGCUGAUGGCAAGGUCUGUCUUGAUUUUUCCUAUAAGCACUGCAUGCACAUUUCUGUUGCUGCUCCAGGAGCAGGAGAUGCACCUCAGGAGCCUGGAACAGGCAACUGGAGAGGAAUGCUGAAACCUUCAAAAGUGGAAGAGGUAUCAGCAGAGGAGAAAUCCAAGCCAGCUGCAGCCCUACCUGCUAGUCCUCAAAAAGGACAUGCUGUAAACCUACUAGAUGUGCCUGUGCCUGUUGCACGCAAACUUUCCGCCCGUGAGCAACGAGAUUGUGAAGUGAUUGAACGACUUAUUAAAUCUUACUUCCUUAUUGUCAGGAAGAACAUUCAGGACAGUGUGCCAAAGGCAGUGAUGCAUUUUCUGGUCAAUCAUGUGAAAGACACGCUUCAGAGUGAGCUGGUAGGCCAGCUGUACAAAUCCUUGUUGCUGGAUGACCUUCUGACAGAAUCUGAGGACAUGGCACAGCGCAGAAAAGAGGCAGCUGACAUGCUAAAGGCCCUGCAGCGAGCCAGUCAGAUCAUUGCAGAGAUUCGCGAGACACAUCUGUGGUGA
Molecule: messenger RNA, 2253 nt
Organism: Indicator indicator
Lineage: Eukaryota; Metazoa; Chordata; Aves; Piciformes; Indicatoridae
Gene: DNM1L
Product: dynamin 1 like
Exons: 20
Coding region: 1-2253 (750 amino acids)
Biological process (GO): mitochondrial fragmentation involved in apoptotic process; mitochondrial fission
Cellular component (GO): membrane; cytoplasm; microtubule
Molecular function (GO): GTP binding; GTPase activity; microtubule binding
Source: RefSeq, a predicted model, not a curated record